Cladocopium goreaui is the source of this 1071-nucleotide messenger RNA. The record is from the annotation of a GenBank genome assembly. Lineage: Eukaryota; Dinophyceae; Suessiales; Symbiodiniaceae.
AUGCCGUUGCUGAAGGGCCGGAUGGUGGGAGGAUCCCAAGAGGAAACCGAUGUGUUCAACAGGCGCAUCGCUCGCAUGGACGAGCAGCUGCGGCGCCUGCAGAGCCGUGAUUGGCGUCCUGCCAAGUUCCGGGCCGGGAAGCCACUGACACGACCUGGGGAGAGCGGCCAGAGCUGGGACGAUGUCAUGUCACCUUUGAGACCCAGAAUGCUUGGUGAGGCCAGCCCCAUCUCCAAUCGCAGUGAGCAAGAUGGGGAGUCUCCAGGAUCCGAUCGCCUGCCACACGGCCACGAUGGCGCCACGGCCAGCGCCGGCAGCGCUGGCAGCAGCGAGGUGGAGACCUCGGCGCCCAGCGAGGCGCAGGCCGCGGCGUUUCGGCUGCGGGAACAGCAGCUGCUGUCGGAGCUGGUGGAGAGCCGUAGGGAAGUGGAGAAGAUCACGGGGCUGCUGCACGACCGCGAAGAACAGAUCCGGCGCCUGGCGGUGUGUUCCCCACCGUCGGAUCGGCGCGGAACCGACAGGACUGACGCAUGCUGCGCAGCAACCGAGCAACAGCUCCGUGCAGAGUUGGCAGAGCGAGAACGCCAGGUGGCGGCUCUCCAGCAGUCUGAGCGCCUGGCUGAGCGCCGGGCGGCGCAACAGCUGCACGAGGCACGACUGGAGAUGGCGGAGACACGAAGGCAACAGGAGAUCCUCAGUUUGGAGAUGCAGGAGGCGGAGCUCCAACGUCGCGAACGUUGCCACGCGGCCGCCGUGUCCGGCUCCGGCGCAUCGCUGCUACAGAUGAUGCGGCUGCCCCCGGAGGCACCGGCGGAGCUGAAACGAGCACAUCUGAAGGAGGCGGUGAUGGCCCUGAAGCAACUGGUGCAGGAGCUGACGCUCAACGAGCUACCAGAAGCCAGUGGUGCCCACAGCGCCCAGCCGAGGUCGGUGGAGCAGCGUCAAGAGACAUGUUUGGCACAGGCGGACAGCCUUGACACAACCAUGUCAACAAUGGGAACAAUGCCAUGCAUUCCCGAGGAAGAUUCCGAGUGUUCGGGGAGUCCUUGCAGCCCAGCAGUGGGAACGUGA